Thalassophryne amazonica is the source of this 505-nucleotide messenger RNA. Its product is annotated as cerebellin-4-like. The transcript is spliced from 3 exons. The coding region runs from base 1 to 498 and encodes 165 amino acids. The record is from RefSeq and is a predicted model, not a curated record. NCBI's taxonomy places the organism in Eukaryota, Metazoa, Chordata, Actinopteri, Batrachoidiformes, Batrachoididae. Gene Ontology annotation, molecular function: protein binding.
AUGUGGGUACAUAGGGAGAAGGAUGCUGAGGAUGGAACCACCAGGCAUGAGGAGAAGAGUGAGUUUAUGGAUGUGGUGAGGGAGGACAUGCCACACCAGCGUGGUAUUUGGAGCAUCUACAGGCCAUGUGUGACAUAUGGGACCACACAAUACUGCCAUCACACUGCCGUAUACGCACGUCUACGCAAAAACACUGGCUCUUUUAAUCCUAACACAGGUAUUUUCACAGCUCCAGUAAGAGGACUCUAUUACUUCAGCUACUCUGGGCACAACCACUCAAGCAAGUCAAUGGGGCUCCAGCUGAUGAAGAAUGGAAGGCACAUCACCAUGGUCUACAACCAUCCAUAUGGAAAUAGAUAUGAGACGGCAACCAAAGGCACGACUCUUUAUCUUAAUGUGACAGACCAAGUGUACAUGAGACUCAUGAAACACAACUGGAUUUUUGACAACAAUAAUUACCACAGCACCUUUGUUGGGUUUUUGGUGUCCCCUCUGUAACCUAUAA